AUGGCACCUUCGUUAUCACCAAUUAGAUCGCACCACGUGGCAGUAAUCGGAGCUGGAGCCGCCGGAUUAGUCGCGGCGAGAGAGCUUCGACGGGAAGGUCACUCGGUGGUCGUCUUCGAGAGGCAGAAACAAGUCGGAGGAACCUGGAUUUACACCGAUCAUGUCGAGCCGGAUCCGUUAAGCGUUGACCCGACCCGACCCGUCGUUCACUCGAGCGUCUAUGGCUCUCUCCGGACGAACCUCCCUCGAGAGUGUAUGGGAUACAGAGACUUCCCGUUCGCGAUCCGAUCCGGCGUCUCGGAAUCCAGAGAUCCGAGGAGGUUCCCGAGCCACGGUGAAGUUCUGGCGUAUCUGCAGGAUUUCUCUAAGGAGUUUGGGAUCGAGGAGAUGAUUCGGUUCGAGACGGCGGUUGUGCGUGUUUCUCCGGCGGCGAAAAGCGACGGCGAUGAAGGAAUCGGAAAAUGGAGAAUCGAAUCUACAGAGAAGGAGAAGAAAACUCAUCGCGAUGAGAUUUACGACGCUGUUGUUGUUUGUAAUGGACAUUACAUUGAGCCUCGUCUCGCUGAAAUUCCUGGGAUAAGUUCUUGGCCAGGGAAGGAGAUGCAUAGCCAUAACUAUCGUCUUCCAGAACCUUUCAAAGAUCAGGUUGUUGUGCUGAUUGGGAACUCUGCAAGUGCUGUUGAUAUAAGCAGAGACAUUGCUGGAUUCGCCAAAGAGGUUCAUGUGGCUUAUCGGUCAAAUCCAGCUGAUACGUUUAUCAAACAGCCCGGUUACAGUAACCUGUGGAUGCAUUCAAUGAUAGAGCGUGUCCAUGAAGAUGGUUCUGUGGUUUUUCAGAACGGGGAAACGAUUCUUGUUGAUGUUAUCAUGCAUUGCACUGGUUACAAGUACCACUUCCCGUUUCUUGAAACAAAUGGAAAUGUUACCGUUGAUGAUAACCGUGUUGGACCGUUGUACAAAGACGUCUUCCCUCCGGCAUUAGCGCCGUGGCUCUCCUUCAUGGGAAUACCGUGGAAGGUUGUACCGUUUCCGUUGUUUGAGCUGCAAGGCAAGUGGAUCGCCGGUGUUUUGUCCGGUCGGAUUAUGCUUCCGUCUAAGGAAGAUAUGAUGGGAGAGAUCAAAUCUUUCUACGCAACACUUGAAGCUCAAGGGAUCCCAAAGCGAUAUACUCAUCAAAUGGGGAAUGCUCAAUUUGAGUACAAUGAUUGGUUGGCUUCACAAUGCGGAUGCUCAGGAACAGAGGAGUGGAGGAAAGAGAUGUAUUUGACGACUGGUGUGAGGAGGAGAGCGCAUCCAGAGACGUAUAGAGACGAAUGGGAAGAUUAUCACUUGGUUUCUCAAGCUUACCAAGAUUUCUCUUUAUGCUCUUCGCUGUGGAGAGUGACUCUUCCUGUGUCUGGGUAUCUCUUUCUCAUACCUUGUGAUCCGUGUAUCAAUAAAAUCUCUAACUGGGUUGACGAGAAAGUAGCUUGUAUACAUAACCUGGAGAAGAAUCUCACGGCUCUGGUGACAUCCAUGGAAGAGCUCAAGGCUAAGCGUGAUGAUCUGUCAAAAAGGGUCACAAGAGGGGAGGAUAGAGGUCAGCAAAGGCUUGCCGAAAUCGAGGUAUGGCUUAAUAGAGUUGCAAGUAUUGAAAAAAGAGUCAGUGAUCUUCUUAGUGCUAGAGAUGAUGAGCUUCAAAAGCUGUGUCUUUGUGGGUUUUGCUCUAAGAGUUUAAGAUCGAGUUAUGGUUACGGGAAAAAAGUUUUCUUGACGUUAAAGGAGGUUGAGACACUCCAUAGUAGAGAAUUUGAAGUGAUUGUUGAGGAAGCUCAAACACCUCGGAUGGAAGAAAGACCUCUUCAACCCACAAUUGUUGGUCAAGAAACGAUGCUUCAAAAGGCAUGGAAACAUCUCAUGGAAGAUGGAGUUGGAAUGAUGGGUUUGUAUGGUAUGGGCGGAGUAGGGAAGACCACACUUCUCACACAGAUCAACAAUAAGUUCAGCGACGUAAGUAGUGGAUUUGAUUUUGUGAUAUGGGUCGUGGUGUCUAAAGAGUUACAUGUAGAGAAGAUUCAAGAUGAAAUUGCUGGGAAAGUUGGUCUUGAUGGAUUUUUGUGGGAGAUAAAAGAUAAGAAUAAAAAAGGCAGAUUGGAGUCCCGUUUCCAACAACACAAAACGGAUGCAAAGUUGCCUUCACCACUCGUUCCCAAGAAGUAUGUGAUCAUGGGGGUUGAAGACCCAAUGGAAGUCCAAUGUUUAGCGGACAAUGAAGCAUUUGAUUUGUUCCAAAAGAAGGUUGGACAAAGAACAUUAGGAAGCGAUCCGGAGAUCCCUGAACUUGCAAGAAUAGUUGCUAAAAAAUGUUGUGGCCUACCAUUGGCACUCGAUGUCAUAGGGGAGACCAUGUCAUGCAAGAGGACGAUACAAGAAUGGCGUCACGCGAUAGAUGUUUUGACUUCGUACGCUAUAGAGUUUUCUGGCAUGGAAGAUAAGAUCCUUCCCUUUUGA
This is a messenger RNA of Microthlaspi erraticum, 2490 nucleotides long. NCBI's taxonomy places the organism in Eukaryota, Viridiplantae, Streptophyta, Magnoliopsida, Brassicales, Brassicaceae. The record is from the annotation of a GenBank genome assembly.